UAAAUGCUAUCACUAGCUCAUUAUCCCGGAGGGUGAAGUUCUAGCUGUUCAUGAUUCAUGCGUCAUCUUAGGCCUUUUGAACAGCAUGGCUAAAAAAAGGUGUUCCCAACCUUUGGACUGAGGAUAUAAAAUUGGAUUUUCCGUUCCAGUAGCUCAUAAUCAGUGACUUAAAACCUACCUGAGCACACUUCCCGUCUAAUCGUACAGGUGCAGCUGGACUUUGCACCAGGGUUUUUGCUAAACGAAAAAAUUCGGCAAAUUUGUGAAUUUUCUUCUGGUGUGGGUAUAUAAAUGGUGGUUUGCCGGGAUUAAUAAUGGAAUAUUAAGGUUGGAACUAUACAGACAUUCUCAGGUGCGUGACAUCAGAAAGGAAAAAUGUUUAUGAACAGCAACGCCCCACUCUCCUCUGCAAGAGGUUUCUCAUCAGAGGCAUCCUCUCAGAGGUCCGAUAUGUCUCGACCCAGUGCAAAAUCCAUCUAUAUGCAAAGGAAGGAAUAUUUGGAGGCCGUAAACAAACAAGGAGAUGCCUUUCAGUACAGAGUGGAGCACUUGUUUACAUGUGAGGUAAAUGGGAGGGAGGUGAGCAGCACUGAUGACUCCGUGGCCAAGCUGAAGAGUUUGGAGAGCCGAGGGAAAGUGUGGGGUCAGGAUAUGAUCCUGCAGGUGCAGGGUGGCCACUUACAGCUGUGUGACGUCGAAACAAAGGAGGUUCUGGACUCAUUUCCUCUUGGCAGCAUCUCACAGACGAAAGCAAUCCUGGACAGCUGCAUGUAUGACUCCCUCUUGAUGGUCACCACUCAGGACAACAGCCGGAGGGCUCCAAAUGUUUUCUUGUUCCAGUGUGAGGAAACUGGAGCAGAGGAAGUGAAAGCUGAUUUAGACAGAGAGAUCCAGAACAAGGAUGAAGGGCCGGGAUUUCCACCAAGUGAACCACCAUUUGACAUCAGGAGUAAUCUGGAGAACAUAAUAAGUCAAGGUUAUUCGGGGGGUUUCCGCAGACCUGGCCCCCCUCCAGUGCACUCCACACCCCCUCCACCUGAAUAUCCUCCUCCUCAGUCCAGCAUCUACCACGACUAUGAUGAUCACCAGCCUCCAAUGUUUCCACCCAGAGAGGAGAGCUAUCUCAGUCCAGACAUGCCUGAACGACAAAACCACACAAAUCAGCAGCCUCUUCCCCCCCAGUUAGACAUCGACAGGAGUGUGGAAAUCCUUAAUCAUGUUUUGGCUGACAUUGAGUUCUUUAUUGGGAAAGUUGGAGAAGCUUUAGCACAAGAGGAUGGAAAGAAGAAAAAGAAAAAGAAAAAGAAAGGCAAAAGCACAAUAAUAUAUGGUGAAAACUUUCCCUCUAUAGAGGAAUUUGUGGCCUGUCUUCAAAAAAUUAAAUAUGGCUUUAAUCUCCUUGGGAAACUUAAUGGACACUUAACUAAUCCUGAUGCUCCUGCCUUUAUCCACAGUCUUUUCUCCUCCCUUAAUUUUCUGGUGGUGCAGUAUCCUCCUGAGGUGGCUCCUUCAGUUUUGAGUCCCCUUCUCACAGAACAAGCUCUGCAGCUCCUCAGCCAGGUGGUGACUCCAGAGGAGGAUCAGCUCUGGAACAGUUUAGGAGAUGCCUGGAAUUUUCCCAGAUCAAACUGGCCGAAUGCAGAUCAGAUACCACCAUAUGUUCCACAGUUUUAUGAUGGCUUCCAGCUGCCUGCACCGGUCCCUCCCCAGUCAGGACACAUGAACCAUCCUCUGUCACGGAGCAACAGUCCGAGAUUUCCAGCUGAGAAUGACAUGCAACCACGACCUGGACAGGAUAACAGGCCUUUUGGCGCUCCGCCUGAACGCUCAGGAGAACCUCCGCUCUACAUGCGAGUGGUCUACGAUUUCACAGCCAGAAACCGUCAGGAGCUGAGUGUGAUGAAAGGUGAUGUGGUGCAGGUGGUAGACAAGUCCAGGCAAUGGUGGAUAGUGCAAAACAAUCGGGACGAGGAGGGUCAUGUGCCUCCAAAUGUUCUAGAGCCCAUGAAUGCACAAGAGCCAGCAAGAAUGAAUCGACCUCCAAAUCUCGACAUGAAAUCCAGCCCAGAGGAAGUCAGGACCUGGUUACAGUACAAGGGCUUUUCCAACUCGACAAUACGAAACCUGGGUAUGAUGAAUGGAGCAUUGCUUUUGGGCAUGAGGCGUGAUGAUAUACGAGCUGUGUGCCCUGAAGAAGGAGGUCGUGUUUUCUUCCAACUGCAGGCUGUUAAAUCAUCUAUGGCACUUGCUAGUGAAGCAGAAUAUAACCACUACAAUGGCCGCUAAACCUGACAUCAUGGGCUUUGGUGAGGGGGCAGAUGGCGGUUGACGGAGUCGCUCAAGAGAACUGCACAGUGAUUAUAUGCUGGCCUUGCCAUCAUUUGUUGGUUCAUGAAACCAAGUUUAUGAUCUGAACAUAAAUAUCAAAUGAAGUUAUACUCCCAAUACAAUUUUAAAUUGGUGGUGAAAAUCUGAUGUUUCAUGUGAUGCCUUUCUUGAUCCUGUGUUUAUCCUAUUUAUCUAACAUUUGUGUCAGAAGAAUGAGUCUAAAUUUUAAUAUGAAGUUAAUAGUGAAAGUAUAUAUGAUUAAAACAUUAAAAAAUUCAUAUUUACAGUCAGAUGUUUUCAGUCUUUGAUCCAGUUAAAAAUAUCAGCAAUAACCAGAAACUAUUCCAAAGACACAUUAUUAUGUUUAUAUUAUGAUUAUUAUUAUGAUUACAGCAUUAACUCUCCAUAUUGCUUGUGUAUCUUUGUAUAUACAUUCCUCUUUACUUUACAGACCGGAAUUUUCAUGCAAGAGUGUAGGUCAUGUGUCAUCACAAAAUAUGAUCACUGCUAUCUAGAAUGGUUUUGCAACUUCUGGUACACCAAACUUCUGAACUUUGCCCUAUUUAAAUGUAUUGAUGUUCAAAUAAAAGUGCCUUUUCAUCAAUGGAAA
This is a messenger RNA of Pangasianodon hypophthalmus (striped catfish), 2938 nucleotides long. It is a transcript of the gene eps8l3b, whose product is annotated as EPS8-like 3b. The transcript is spliced from 20 exons. Lineage: Eukaryota; Metazoa; Chordata; Actinopteri; Siluriformes; Pangasiidae. Bases 376 to 2286 code for a protein of 636 amino acids. Gene Ontology annotation, molecular function: actin binding. Gene Ontology annotation, biological process: Rho protein signal transduction; positive regulation of ruffle assembly; regulation of Rho protein signal transduction. The record is from RefSeq and is a predicted model, not a curated record. Gene Ontology annotation, cellular component: vesicle; ruffle membrane; plasma membrane.